This is a messenger RNA of Clunio marinus, 1526 nucleotides long. The record is from the annotation of a GenBank genome assembly. Lineage: Eukaryota; Metazoa; Arthropoda; Insecta; Diptera; Chironomidae.
AUUUCAAUUCGCGUCUAAUAAUGAUAUCUCUUCCACGAUUAGUAUUCGUGUAAAAUUCAAUAGUAACAUCGCCUUUAAGGUUCUUAAAAUCAGUUUAGAAAAAGCCUAAUAUGUCGUCACGACUUUUAGAAAUUGCAAAGAAGUUUAAUGUGUUUUAUUUAAAUGGUUUCGAGAAAAAUUCUUGUCGACCAUUCAUUGUAUGUGGUCAACAAGUAGGUCUUAUAAGACCUGAUGUGAUGAAAGAACUAAUAAAAUAUCCAGAAGUUUUCUUUAUCCGAGAUGUUCUGAAGGAUGAUAAAUCGUUUGAGACAAUUGUAGAACUAAAUCCAGCUUACAGAGAUUAUGCGGAACGUACAAAACAAGUAGAUACAAUUUUACGUGACAUGAGAACCAAAGGAUUGUUCGAUGCAGCUCUGAAAGGCUGGCGUGAUGAAUGCUAUGAAGUGCUUAAUAUUCAUAAUGUAUCACUUUUAAAAAUGGAUAGAUCUGCAACUUGUCUCUUUGGUAUUAGAAAUUUCGGUGUUGAAAUCAAUGGUUACAUUCAAUGUCCAGAUCGUGGUUUAUGUAUUUGGUUGCAGCAAAGAAGUUCAACAAAGCAAACCUGGCCGAAUAAAUGGGAUAACAUGGUGUCAGGUGGUUUAAGCGUAGGAUAUGGCAUUAGAGAAACGGCAAUUAAAGAAGCAGCUGAAGAAGCUUCGAUACCAUCUUGCCUUGCUGAGAAAAUUGUGUCAGCUGGUUGUGUUUCUUUUUUCUUUGAAAGUGAACGUGGACUUUUUCCAAACACAGAAUAUGUUUAUGAUCUCGAACUCCCAACUGAUUUUAUACCUUUCAAUGCUGAUGGCGAAGUUCAAGGUUUUGAAUUAUUGCCAGUAGCUGAAUGCUUGGAACGCGUUUUCUCGCCAGAAUUUAAGACUACAUCGUGUCCAGUUAUAGUCGAUUUUCUCAUUCGUCAUGGCUUCAUUACACCCGAAAAUGAAUCCCAUUUUACUGACGUCGUUGAACUUUUACACGUACCAUUGUGUAAGCUUUUCACUUAUCGUCAAUCAAAGAAAAUGGAAAAUGGAGAAAAAAAUGGCCAAAAUUAAAAAGUAAUUGCAACUUGCAACGAAUAUUUAAACAGCUUUUCUGAUUGAUUGAUAAUGAAUGAAUCAAUCCAACUUUUAUUAGAGUACCGGUUUUUUAAAAAUAUAACACAGGUAUCUACAUAAAAAAGCAGCAAAUAUUAAUUUAAAAACUAGAUUAUAGUUAUUAUCAAUUCGUGUAUUUAAAGUCAUAUUUAUUAAACUGUUCUCCUUACCUGAUAUACGGUUAUGAGAUUAAUCGAAGUCGCCCCUAAAUAUUUUAAAGCUCAAGAAAGUUAAUUAUGUUGUAACACCUUUUUAUAUUUUAUUACCUAAUUUGGUACAAUUUAAAAGAAAUUAAGUUAAAUCAUUAUUUAAAUUAUAUGAUAAAUUUUAAAUCUGAUGCAAAGAAAACAGCAACAAUUGCCAAUAUAAUCGAAGCCGCUGGAAAUGACAACAUUUCAU